Messenger RNA from Talaromyces amestolkiae, 2004 nucleotides. RefSeq lists its product as uncharacterized. Gene Ontology annotation, molecular function: protein binding. Gene Ontology annotation, cellular component: peroxisomal membrane; cytosol. The record is from RefSeq and is a predicted model, not a curated record. Gene Ontology annotation, biological process: protein import into peroxisome matrix, docking. The transcript is spliced from 2 exons. NCBI's taxonomy places the organism in Eukaryota, Fungi, Ascomycota, Eurotiomycetes, Eurotiales, Trichocomaceae. The coding region runs from base 1 to 2004 and encodes 667 amino acids.
AUGUCCUUUCUCGGAGGCGCCGAGUGCUCGACCGCCGGCAAUCCGUUGACGCAGUUCACGAAACAUGUUCAAGAUGACAAGUCUUUACAGCGAGAUAGACUGGUGGGGAGGACGCCGGGGAUGCAAGAGAGUAUGCGUUCCCGGGGGAUGGCAGGACCGGGGGAUCAGAUGAUGGACGAAUUCAUGCAACAACCCGGCCAUCUCCCUCAUCAAGCCCCCGUCCAACCAUUCGCCAUGGAACAAAUGCGCCGCGAAAUCGAGUCGAUGCAACAUGCCCCCCAACGCACAGGAUCGCCCGGUUGGGCAGCCGAAUUCGACGGCGAACAAGCACGUAUGGAAGCCGCUUUUCAAGGCCCCAACGCCGCUCCUGCUGUCCUCGAUAACCGAGGAGGACCGGGAUUUUCAGCGGCGGAAUUCUCGCGCUUUCAGCAACAACAUCGUACAGCGAGCCCCAUUACGCAGUCGACGCAGUCGCCCAUGAUGAGUGGCUAUCAGCGGCCGAUGAUGGGAGGUUAUAUGGGUGCGAUGGGCGGAAUGGGCGCUAUGGGGAUGAUGGGUCCGUCGUAUAUGCCUAUGCAGCAGCAACAACAACAGCAACAGCCUGCAGCGCAACAGCAAGACGGCAAGGGCAAAGGGCGAAUGGUGGAGUUGGAUGACGUGAAUUGGGAAGCGCAGUUCGCUGAAAUGGAUGCUGCGGGACAAGAAGCGUUUGAUGAUCAGGCGAAUCAAGCUAUGGAAGCGGAACUCGAUGAUCUGGACAGGUCAGUGCAUACUACCCCUUAUCAGAAUCAGAGACACAGUCAAGAUGAAGGAUUCGAUCAAUUUGAACGUGUGUGGCAAAGUGCUCAGGCUGAAAGUACGGCUUCUAGACAAUUGGCCGAAGAUGAUUUUGAGGAAGUUGCGAAUUUACAUCUGGGGGAUACUAGUGGAUGGGAAGGGUUCGAUAGUCUAAACACGCGAUUCCGUGACCCGCAAUUGGGAGAUUAUUUAUUCGAGGAGGAUAACAUGUUCCGGGCCGUGGGUAACCCGUUCGAAGAAGGAAUGAAGAUCAUGCAGGAAGGUGGAAACCUGUCUUUAGCAGCUCUGGCCUUUGAGGCUGCAGUACAAAAGGAUCCUCAGCAUGUACAAGCCUGGACCAUGCUCGGAUCUGCGCAGGCACAAAAUGAGAAGGAGAACCCGGCAUUGCGGGCGUUGGAACAAGCGCUGAAACUAGACCCGAACAAUCUCGAUGCUCUUAUGGGGUUGGCUGUGUCGUAUACAAAUGAGGGCUACGAUUCGACGGCAUAUCGUACACUGGAGCGUUGGCUCUCUGUGAAAUAUCCUCAAGUCAUAAGUCCCAAUGAUCUUUCCGCCGAUACCGAUGUCGGAUUUACGGAUAGGCAAUUACUGCACGAUAAAGUGACAGACCUGUUCAUCCAGGCAGCACAACUCUCGCCUUCAGGCGAACACAUGGAUCCAGACGUGCAAGUCGGUUUAGGCGUACUGUUCUAUUGUGCUGAAGAAUAUGACAAAGCCGUCGACUGCUUUUCCGCAGCUCUCGCCUCUACUGAGUCCGGCACCUCCAACCAACAAGAACAAGUGCACCUCCUCUGGAACCGCCUCGGCGCCACACUCGCCAACUCAGGCCGCUCCGAAGAAGCGAUCGAAGCGUACGAAAAGGCACUCACCAUCAACCCCAACUUUGUCCGCGCGCGCUACAACUUGGGCGUUUCAUGUAUUAAUAUCGGCUGCUUCCCGGAAGCCGCGCAACACUUACUCGGCGCACUGGCAAUGCACAAAGUGGUCGAACAACAAGGGCGGGAAAAAGCACGCGAAAUUGUUGAAGGUGUGGAUGGAAUCGACGACGCAGAGCUGGAGCGCAUGAUCCAUAUUAGUCAGAACCAGAGUACAAAUCUGUACGAUACGCUGCGGCGGGKGUUUACGUCGAUGGGGAGACGUGAUUUGGCGGACAUGGUUGUGUCGGGGAUGGACGUGGAUGUGUUCCGGCGGGAGUUUGAGUUUUAG